Esox lucius (northern pike) is the source of this 3113-nucleotide messenger RNA. Its product is annotated as transcription intermediary factor 1-alpha. The transcript has 9 exons. NCBI's taxonomy places the organism in Eukaryota, Metazoa, Chordata, Actinopteri, Esociformes, Esocidae. The record is from RefSeq and is a predicted model, not a curated record. The coding region runs from base 1232 to 3040 and encodes 602 amino acids. Gene Ontology annotation, molecular function: protein binding.
UGCAGUGUAUCAAAUACUUGUUCUCCCCACUGUAUAAGGCAGCCUAGGGGCAGAUGGUUAUAGGAUGGCCCUCAAGGCAGCAGUACGAGCUGGCCAUCCAAAGCAGAUAUGCAGUAACCUUCCACCAUGAGCCAUUAGUGUAAGGCACUUGCUUAAGGAAAAAACAACAAUAUUUGUCUUAAAUUCUUGGCUCCUGAAUUUGAUUUGGCUACCUUUUGGUUCCUGGUCAGUUACUUUACCUGCUAGGCCUUCUGCUACCCUUCUGACACUGCUGGUUGUUUCAAACCUUCAAAGCUAGAAUAUAGAAUUGUCGGAUUUUGAAGAUUUGAUUGUGCAUUUAUUCACACUUGAACAAGCUUGUGUACAAAGGAUAACACUUCGCAGUGCUCACACAUGGCUGUGUUCAUUAGACAUAAAAUGGUUGAGGUAGUACCUGAAACAAGUAGGACCGCUUGUUUCCGCUUUAAAAUGUUUUGCGACACUGCGCCCUCAUGAACACAAUGCAGGUACUAAUGAGAUGCCAAGGGAUAAAGCAAGAAGAAACAGUUUUAGCCUCACCCGUACCUCCUCGGAAACAACCAAUCAGGGUGAACCACCGUGAUACAUCUCCACCUCUCCACCUCCCACACCCAUAUCCACUUCAUAAUUCCCAUCAACCAUCCGUCCUACAAUCUACUGUCCUGGAAAAAAGAAACCAUUCCACUGCUUUUCUUAUUGAGCCAGGAAGACAGUCCAUCUGUGGUGACACAGCCCAAGUUAUCGCUUAAAAUUGUUGUUGCAUCGAGGGCACACAAGGUAAGUGCUAUCCACUAUACUGAGCCGUAUACCAUCAGUUGUGCUGUUGGUGCAUACCCAUUCUGCAGCCAAGUUAUGUUGUGGUGGUAUUCAUUUAGUUUCAUUUGGUAGCACACAGUGGUUUUGUAAAUGUGAAUUUAAUACAUUGAUUAGGACCCUCAAACUCAACUCUGGACCUCAAAGCCAGUUCUGUGCAUUUUUUCACUGCAAACCUCUAAUAAGGGGCCUAUUUACAUCUGGGACAACUGCUCGGUGACAUUUAUGAGGUAGAACAGAAAACCAGCACGCUUCGGACCUUGUAGGGUAAGUGUUGUAAGUACCCCUGGUCUAGGAACAUAUUUUGUUCUGUUGUUCCAUCAGGUAAAUGUUGGAGAUCUGUUUUGCUACAUUUAGCUUCUCGAAGUGUGUAGGGAUGUAAGACUGAAGAGAGUUGGUCAUGCAUCUGUCUAUCACCCAGGGAACAAGUCCAGUGGCGAUGGCAGCAGCGGCCCGUAGGCGUCAUGGCAACAUGCCCCAAAGACGGGCAACUUUAUUGCCACGGGGAUACCAGCGCUCCAUGGCCAAACAGGUGACAGCGACAGCCCCAGAGAGACAGACCCCUGGGACACCCAGGACUACCGGCCCAAACCUGCCUGGAAGGCGUAAGCUCAGUGGGAUAGAAAUGGGGCCAGGUUGGACGUUUCUCUGCAAAGCCACGACGUCACCCUCACACCCUCAGCAGCCACAAAACCACCCUGCCCCGCCCAGCGCUACUUCCACACUCUACCAGAUGGAGCCGGACAGACGAAGAAGGGUCCAUAGUGAGAAGAACAAAGAAGCUGAUGGAAAAGAUGGAACCACAGCAGCUACACUUAAAAAAAUCCGAAUCCACCCAGAGGCACAGAGGAUUCUGGGUAGUUCCUGUAUAGCCACAGUGCGUCUGGAGCGUCUGAGGAUCAGAAUGGACCCAGGACAGUCCGUUUCUUUGUCAGUGAUUCAGCCCCGGGUGUCUUUGGUGAUGUCAGAGCUGCUGACCGAGGAUGCUGCAGCCUCUCCGCCGGAGGUCGUGACCCUGGAGAAUCAAGUCCAACAGACAAGGUGCAGGCAGGAUAUGGAACAGAGUCCAGAGGGCAUAGAAGAAUCAUCCGGGCCAGGCCCAGGGGUAGUGGAGGCGGGGCCAACACAAACACAGGACUGGACUGAACCGCUACAGCUACAGGAGAGACCUGCAUCAACAUCAGAACCAGCACAAGAGUCCCCAGAACUGGAGUCAGAAUCUGAUUCCUGUGUUGAACCUAAAUCCGAUUCAGAGUCCGAGCCUGAAUGGGAUCGAGGUCUGAAAUCCGGAUCUGAUUCAAAUUCACCAGAAAAACAGUCAGACCCGGAGCAAGAACCAAAUCCAGAACUGAAGCUCUCAGUGGACUCGGAACCAAAGUCUGAAUCAGAGGAAAAUGUGAAACGUGAUUGUGAACCAGAUGAUGAGGGAGGUGAAGCUUCCAGUGUGGGUCACUGCGUAUCCGUUAAUGAGUCUGGAGUGUCAGAGGAGCAGCCUGGAAGGGAGCCAGGGCCUGCAGGGAUAGACAGUGAGGAUUUCUGCGCUGUGUGUUUGAACGGGGGCGACCUGCUGUGCUGUGAUGGCUGCCCCAAGGUCUACCACCUAUCCUGUCACAUACCGCCCCUGUUCAGCUUCCCACUGGGUGACUGGGUUUGCACGUUGUGUCGGAGUGACCAAGACCCCGGAGUGGAGUACGACUGUGAGAGCGUGCAGUCCGCCACAGAACCGCGUGGGGCCGUCACACCAUACACACUGUCCAGCCUGAACCAGAGAAGGUGCGAGAAGCUGACUCUUCUGCUGUCCACUCACAUUCUCAGCACCCCCUUCCAGGAGCCUGUCAGCCAACUGGCUCGUCAUUACUACCAGAUUAUUAAGAGGCCCAUGGACCUGUCAGUCAUCAGGAGGAAGCUGGACCACAGGAACACACUCCACUACUUCACAGCUGAGCAGUUUGUGGACGAUGUCCUGCUCAUGUUCAGGAACUGUGCAACGUUCAAUUAUCCUGACUCAGAGGUUGCCAACGCAGGUCGUCACCUGGAGGUCUUUUUCCUGACCAAGCUGAGGGAAGUGUUUCCAGAUCAAGACUUCCCUAUGCAGACCAAGGACAGGGCGGAUAGGACCAGUGUCACCUGGCAGAACAGGAAAAGGAGGGACUACCACAGGAAGAAGAAGAAGAGUCACUUUCUUGUUGGGAGAAGUAAUUACUUCUGAAAUGGUGUCAUUUUGUGGUAGUAUAUUUGUACAUUUGAAUAUUCUUUGUCUGGACGUCUGAAUAAAUAAUCUG